Molecule: messenger RNA, 1407 nt
Organism: Symbiodinium pilosum
Lineage: Eukaryota; Dinophyceae; Suessiales; Symbiodiniaceae
Source: the annotation of a GenBank genome assembly
AUGGUCGCAGAUCAGUAUGGUCUGGAGGUGACAACCACCAACCAGGCCUGUGCUAAAGCGGUGGACUCCUACUACGAGGCAGUGCUAGCUUACCGGCCUUUCCGAUUAUGGUCCGCAGCGGCUGAUGAAGCAAUGCGGCAAGACGCAUCGUGCCCGAUGGCGCGCGUGCUUGCAGCUGACUGCUCCUUUUGCCAAGGUGAUGCGGCGAAAGCCAAGGAGCUACUCGAGAAGCUGGGGGAGGAGGCAGAGGCUUCUUCGCCAUCUUGGUCGUGGCGCGAGCUGCGCUACGUGGAGGCCUGGCGCCACUGGGUGCUGCAGGGAGACCCUUCUGGCUGCUACGUAGCGCUGAGCGAGGUUGUCUCCCGCUAUCCAAGUGACUUGUUUGCGGUAAAGCGUGGCCACAUCAUGGGCCUCAUAUUGGGUGAUGGAUCCAAGAUGCUAUCCAUCGUUCAGCCAGCGGCAGAGAAUGCAAAGUCAACACCUCCGCCGAAAUAUUUGCAUGGCAUGUGGUCCUUUGCGUUGGAGCAGGAGGGCCAGUACAAGGAGGCAGAGCGCAUUGCCUGGGAGGGCUUUGGCUUCGAGAAGGAGCUGGGCCCAGAUGCCUGGCUGGACCACAGCCUGGCACAUUCCCUGUACUUUCAAGGAGUCGACCGCUUGGACGAUGCCAUGUCUUUCAUGAAGGAGCGCAGUCGAACAUGGCCCAAGGAGGACCUGCACCCGUUCCUUUACACGCACUGCUGGUGGCACUUGGCUUUGUUGUACACAGAGAGCGGUGACUUCGAGCCUGCAAUUGCGAUAUUUGACGAGCGCUUGUGGCCUGAGGGCCCGGAAGGCUUGUCACAGGGUGGCGACCCUCAGGUGCAGCUCAAUGCGCUCAACCUGCUUUGGCGAUUGGAGACGCGACGUCAGGCAGAUCUGGCGGGACCACGCUGGCGACGCGUUCUGGAGGGUUGCCGUGGCCUUUCGUUGCCAAAGGGCGGCGCCAAAGGCACAUUGCAGCAUUGCGACCUCUUGCUGGAUAUUCUGUUGAUCCGGGGGUUAUGCGUCACUGCUGCCCAGGACCCGCAGCCGCUGGACGAGUUCCUCACGGCUGUGCAGAAGCAUUCGGAGGAGAUGGCAGCCGGACCGGGCGGCGCCGGCGGUCGUGCGGAGGCCUAUCGAGACCUCGCGCGGUUCGUUGCGGAUGUGUUCCGCUCGGAUCUGCCAGACUCUGCAGAUGCAGCGGAGAAGCAGCUCAAGGCACGAAGUGGCAUCCUCGAGCUCAAGGCUCAGUGGGGCUGCCUUGGAGGAAGCGAAGAGCAAAGAGGCAUCCUGCUCGAGGCCGCAAAAGGUCCAGUGGUUUGCGGGAACACGCAGGUUGAGAGAGUAGCGGAGGUAAGCAGCGGUGGUGGCUGUCACCUGCUGUAG